CCAAAAAGCCGCUGAAAGUGCCAGCCCCGGUGUGUGUCUGCGCCAACAUGGCUGAUGAAACAGCGAAAGCGCAGACUGCCCAGCCGGGCGGAGACACGAUCUUCGGGAAAAUUGUGCGCAAGGAGAUUCACGCGGAGAUAUUGUAUGAGGACGACCAGUGCAUAGCUUUCCCUGAUAUUGCCGCUCAGGCCCCGACUCACUUCCUUGUGGUCCCCAAAAAGCCGAUCACACAGCUGUCACAGGCUGAGGAUGGCGAUGCUGCAUUGUUGGGCCACUUAUUGAUAGUGGCAAGGAAGUGUGCCGACAAGAUGGGCCUGUCCAAGGGCUACAGGAUCGUCAUCAACGAUGGACUGCAAGGCGGACAGUCUGUCUACCACCUCCACGUCCACGUCCUGGGUGGACGCCAGAUGCAGUGGCCCCCCGGCUAACCGUCCUCCCCGCUCACAGACCACCAUGCCAUCCACCUUUACAUCUGUCCUGUGCACCAACCAAUGUCGAUUCAAUAUGACUAUUAUGACCACAUGUGUGUCACGUAAAAUACAUGUGUGUUGCAAAACUUGGAAAUUUGUCAGUGCAUAAUUAAAUGCAUUUUCCAACAGUUCUAUUAGUGAUAUAUUGGUGUUUUACUUUCACUUCCUCCAGCCAGGGAGAUUUUUCCUUUUUCGAUGAUAACUGCACGUGCAGACAGGAAUGUGUUGGUGUGUGUGUGCAUGUAGACCAUUAAUAAACAAACCAAACCAGCUGGUGUGAUUCUUACAUAA
Molecule: messenger RNA, 761 nt
Organism: Myripristis murdjan (pinecone soldierfish)
Lineage: Eukaryota; Metazoa; Chordata; Actinopteri; Holocentriformes; Holocentridae
Gene: hint1
Product: histidine triad nucleotide binding protein 1
Exons: 3
Coding region: 48-428 (126 amino acids)
Molecular function (GO): catalytic activity
Source: RefSeq, a predicted model, not a curated record